GGCUACAAAACAUAUACAGAGAGACUGAACAUUCACUCUUCAGAACUGUAUUCCGCCAGAGAGGACUGCGGCUGCAACGCGUCGUCAUUUGGACUGCUUUUGAACGCCUUUUACGUGAGAUUUUCAUCUGAGGGACAAACACAAUGGAGAUGAAUAACUGUACAGAUAACUUCUUACCUGAAUCAUCUACAUUUUCUACGACUCAACACUUUGGGCCACUGAACAUUUUGGAUCUUUGUCUGCACGGUUUCAAAUUCUUAUUUGGGUUUCCUGCACACUUCUAUGUGAUCUGGCUCAUCAUCACAGGAACUGGAAAUGGAGUUGCAUUAGAGUUCUUCAUGCUCAAUCUCUCUGUUUGUGAGAUGGCCAUCUCUCUGAAUAUUUUUCUCCAUGUACUUGAGCGCUGGUUUUCAAGUCUCAAAACAUUAAAAUAUUUAUUAUUUGGACUAACCACCACUGGUCGUCCUCUGUUUCAGUGUCUGAUGUGUGUUGAGCGUUACCUGGCAGUGGUUCAUCCUGUAACCUUUCUGAAGUACAAACCUCUCAGAUAUAGAGUGAUCUGCUCCACUGUGGCCUGGAUAAUCACUCUUGGCUCUUGCUUGUACUGCUUGUUUAAUAUGGUCUCAUGUAACUUCUAUCUUUUUGUCUACUGGUUUGCAAUGCAGUCCCUCAUCUUCUUCUGCAUCCAGUCCUUUUGUCUUGUGGCUGUUCUCAGAGCUCUGAAGCAGUCAGGACCAGGAGAGAAAAAGAAAGAGGAGGAAAACCACAUGAAGAGAAGAGCAUUUUAUCUCAUUUUAUUAACAACUGUGAGCAUGAUUAUCACGUAUCUGCCUUAUAUCAUCACAGCAUUGUAUUUCAUUCUGAGCCAACAUUACGUUCAGGAAGCUUUUACUGUUGCUUUUGUUUGUUAUAUACUGGCUGGUUUUGUUCAGCCUGUUCUUUACCUGAACCGGGUCAGAAAAUGUUUCUGUUUUCGGUAA
Messenger RNA from Labeo rohita (rohu), 980 nucleotides. RefSeq names its product hydroxycarboxylic acid receptor 2-like. The transcript is spliced from 3 exons. Lineage: Eukaryota; Metazoa; Chordata; Actinopteri; Cypriniformes; Cyprinidae. The record is from RefSeq and is a predicted model, not a curated record. Gene Ontology annotation, cellular component: membrane. Bases 144 to 980 code for a protein of 278 amino acids. Gene Ontology annotation, biological process: positive regulation of Rho protein signal transduction; phospholipase C-activating G protein-coupled receptor signaling pathway. Gene Ontology annotation, molecular function: G protein-coupled receptor activity.